AUGCUGUGUUCUGUUUGUGAACCUGGCGCCCCGCUGGUGUCCUCUCUCCUCCAUUCUCCAGGCGCACUGACAUCUCGCCAUCUCGCUGCACUAAACCCCGGGUCUCUGCAGAAAAUGGCCGUUCCUCCCACAUACGUCGACUUGGGGAAAGCCUCCAGAGAUGUUUUCUCCAAAGGCUUCGGAUUCGGUGUCAUUAAGCUCGACCUGAAAACGAAGUCUGAGAACGGUCUGGAGUUCACCAGCACCGGAUCGGCAAACACCGAGACCAGCAAAGUCACCGGCUCUCUGGAGACCAAGUACAAGUGGGCAGACCAUGGACUCACCUUCACAGAGAAGUGGAACACGGACAAUACACUGGGGACCGAGAUCACCAUCGAGGACCAGAGAGGCCGGAGAGGGAGACAGAGAGGCCGGAGAGGGAGACAGAGGCCGGAGAGGGAGACAGAGAGGCCGGAGAGGGAGACAGAGAGGCCGGAGAGGGAGACAGAGAGGCCGGAGAGGGAGGCAGAGAGGCCGGAGAGGAGAGGCAGAGAGGCCGGAGAGGGAGACAGAGAGGCCGGAGAGGGAGGCAGAGAGGCCGGAGAGGGAGACAGAGAGGCCGGAGAGGGAGACAGAGAGGCCGGAGAGGGAGACAGAGAGGCCGGAGAGGGAGACAGAGAGGCCGGAGAGGGAGACAGAGAGGCCGGAGAGGGAGACAGAGAGGCCGGAGAGGGAGGCAGAGAGGCCGGAGAGGGAGGCAGAGAGGCCGGAGAGGGAGGCAGAGAGGCCGGAGAGGGAGGCAGAGAGGCCGGAGAGGGAGGCAGAGAGGCCGGAGAGGGAGGCAGAGAGGCCGGAGAGGGAGACAGAGAGGCCGGAGAGGGAGACAGAGAGGCCGGAGAGGGAGACAGAGAGGCCGGAGAGGGAGACAGAGAGGCCGGAGAGGGAGACAGAGAGGCCGGAGAGGGAGACAGAGAGGCCGGAGAGGGAGACAGAGAGGCCGGAGAGGGAGACAGAGAGGCCGGAGAGGGAGACAGAGAGGCCGGAGAGGGAGGCAGAGAGGCCGGAGAGGGAGACAGAGAGGCCGGAGAGGGAGACAGAGAGGCCGGAGAGGGAGACAGAGAGGCCGGAGAGGGAGACAGAGAGGCCGGAGAGGGAGACAGAGAGGCCGGAGAGGGAGACAGAGAGGCCGGAGAGGGAGACAGAGAGGCCGGAGAGGGAGACAGAGAGGCCGGAGAGGGAGACAGAGAGGCCGGAGAGGGAGACAGAGAGGCCGGAGAGGGAGACAGAGAGGCCGGAGAGGGAGACUGA
Messenger RNA from Knipowitschia caucasica, 1287 nucleotides. The record is from the annotation of a GenBank genome assembly. NCBI's taxonomy places the organism in Eukaryota, Metazoa, Chordata, Actinopteri, Gobiiformes, Gobiidae.